UCUGCGAACUUCCAACCGCGCUAUAACUAUGACACUUAACACCUGUCAGGGGGAAACACCUACGAUGUUAAUACGGACGUGUUUAGUUUAAAACUGAGUUGUCACAAGUGAUAAAGCAGCUCCCAAGAUGUCCCUAGCCAUUUUAUUAACAUGAAACGCGCCUCUUCUGACGUCACCGAGCCAUCUUUGUCCAGCUAAUCCUAACUGUAUGUUAUACCUUCAUCACGGCUCGAUCUCCCGUCACCUACAGUAACAGUCUGCUGGUGCAGUCAUAUACGGAGAGGAAAAGUAGUGUUUUAAUAGCUAAGUGGACAUAUCUCGACGGUGGACCCAAACCAGUGCCCCUCCUCGGCUAUAUAGGCAGGGAACGCCAGGCUAAGCAUCCAAAGGGUGCCACAAGGCUAGAGAGGAGCGCACAAGGCAAUCCACAUCCAUCUGCCAGCCACUUAGCAAACGCUAACAUUUGCAGCCCGGAUUUCAGCACAGCUGUUUAGCCAACGCUACCACAAAAAAUGUCUGCCCCAGCUGGAGCCCCUGCACCAGAGGGAGGGAGUCAGGCUCCUCCUAACCUCACCAGUAACCGCCGUCUGCAGCAAACACAGGCACAGGUGGAUGAGGUGGUGGAUAUUAUGCGUGUAAAUGUGGAUAAGGUUCUGGAGCGUGAUCAGAAGCUGUCCGAACUGGACGACAGGGCUGACGCUCUGCAAGCUGGAGCCUCUCAGUUUGAGACCAGCGCUGCAAAACUGAAGAAUAAGUACUGGUGGAAGAAUGCUAAGAUGAUGAUUAUCCUGGGUGUGAUAUGCGUGAUUGUCCUCAUUGUCAUUAUUGUGUACUUCAGCACCUAAGAAGAGUCACUUCCUACCCCAGUCUAAUCCCAACGACCUUGCUUCAGAAGGAACCCCGAAAUUCAUGAUAAAAAGGAAUCACAGAUAAUGAGUAAAUGUAUCUUUCCCGAUUGGCUUCAAUAGAACACCCCUAAACCCUUCAGAGCCAUACGGUUCAGUCAUUUCCACCACCUCGCCUCUGGACCCCUGUCAAAUAUUUGUCCCGUGAGUGUGUGGCCCCGCGUCCCGUUCCGGGUCCUCUCGGCUUCUCUAACCUGCCAUAACGAGAGCCAAACAUUUGUGACGAUGCAAAAACAGAAAAGGAAACUGAUUGGCAAUGAUAAUUGUUACAUGACUGAUCUAUAUCUAGUCAUUUGUAGAGUUUUAUUCUGAUAUAUACUGUUUUGUAGGUGUGCGUGCGAGUGUGUGCAUUUUGUAUUUUUUAAGUUUUGUAUUCAUUUUCUGUAUGCUUCAGCGUCGACUACUGCCUAAUAAUCCAAGUGUGUAUCUUGCAUGUUCUAAUCACCCGUCCGUCCCCCCGCUUACUCUUUGUUUCGCUGUAUUUCUGAAACGGCGGCAACAUCCAAGAGUGAGCCGCAGAACUGAAAUCCGUUUGGAUUUUUAGCAGUCGCAAUCUCCAGGUUGAAAUCACUUGAGAGUUCAUUCAGGUCUAAGUUAUUGCUCACAGGUAUUGAUCAACACAAACUAACGCGUGAAUUUUUCCACUAUCGCUUGGUUAUUAUUCCCUGUCCUUUAAAUCUGACCGUUGCAUCUCCUUUGGAGGUCUUUUCCCUUCCCACGUUUCUCUUUAAUGUCUCUUUAUGUCUUCAGCUCUCCGGCCGUCUUCCUCGUGUCUUGCAGCAUGCUUGAAUGCCCAAUCGUUUUAAAACUGCCAUAGUACCGUUGGACCAAUGUCUGUAGUUGUUUCUUUUUUUUUUCUUCUUUUUUUAAAAUUAAGUAAGUAGUGUCUUAUUUCGAAAACAUUCCUUCAUUGCAGUCUAGUGCAAAAUGCUCUUACUAUAGCACAUGUGUAAUUGCAAGUAUAUGUCAAGUGCGCAAUGAGACUAAAGGCCGAAGUCAGUCAUUCAAACAACUGGGGAAAAAAAAACAAUAAGGUCUAAGGGUAUAUUUGGUGGGAAGCGGGAUUAGGAUGUCAUCUUGUGGUAGGAAUCAUUUAUGUUGGCUACUACAACUAAUUUGCUAUUGCCAGGUUUGUAGAUGCUUUUAGUGGCACCAUCACAGACAUGAAUCUUCAUUUCCCAAGUCAAACGGGCACACACGAAAAGCCCUUGGCAUCUACUUUUAAUUACUGUCGGUCAAAAGAACGGAAAGCAUUGAAAGUGCACUGAACCAGCUUGUUUUUGAUGGCGCUACCACACUGGGCUAUAUAACCGGGCCGAACGUGUGCAGCCACAACUCCGUAUGAAGAGCACAUGAAACAGUUAAGCCUUGCUUGCAAUUUAAAAAUUGACUGUUGAAAAUGCAUUGAAACAAAACAAAAAAAAAUAAUAUCAAGGCAUUCCUUGGCAGUGUUCCAAAGUGGUUGUCCCGAUGGUUUUGCAUCCAUAAAUGUAAUAGAUUCUAUUUUUUAUUAUCGUGUAUUUUUGUGCGAAACAGACAGACGAAGAGGAAAUUCCUCUCCUUCUGUCUGGCGUGUGCGUUUCCUUUUUAUAAUUCCGCUGUGUGCGUUAUACACUGCCAAGCAACAAGCUGCAGAGGGGAGGGGGGAGCUUCUCUUGUUCAUUGCACUUGUCUGUCACGGCGCCCUUUCGUGUACAGUUGCAAAACUAUUAGCUUCUGCGGUUUGGGGUGGUACAUACGGCCCCCAUCGGCUACUUGAUGAGUAACUGAGCAAUAGGUGCACUUGCUGUAGUUUUAGCUGACUAGGUCCAGAUGAAUAAGAAACACACUUUAGCAUUAGCUUUCAGUCUCCGUCAUAAUCCGCUGUAGUUCAAACUAAGUGUAUUCAUUAUGUGUACUUGGUAGCCUUGGGGUUUUUAUGUUAGCAGCCAGCUAGGUAGAUCCACCACCUUUUACUCGUUGCUGAUUCUGAAUCGUACUGUUGUGCGCAUGUGCAGGUGCAUCCAUGUGGUGUGUGUUAGAAUAGCUCUACCCCAGGAAUAGCCCCAGUUUAUCCCGACAGAUUAGGCCGCUUAAAUCUCUUGAGUUGAAGGCAUCCUUGUUUCCUUGCCCACUGUAGUACACAAGGAUAGUGGGGAGAGAUUUGAGGGCCUAACCCUUUGACAAGACCACAAGCUCCCACCCCCCCAA
Hippocampus zosterae (dwarf seahorse) is the source of this 3095-nucleotide messenger RNA. It is a transcript of the gene vamp2, whose product is annotated as vesicle-associated membrane protein 2. The coding region runs from base 513 to 845 and encodes 110 amino acids. Gene Ontology annotation, cellular component: SNARE complex; plasma membrane. Gene Ontology annotation, biological process: SNARE complex assembly; vesicle-mediated transport; vesicle fusion. The transcript has 5 exons. The record is from RefSeq and is a predicted model, not a curated record. Gene Ontology annotation, molecular function: SNAP receptor activity; syntaxin-1 binding. NCBI's taxonomy places the organism in Eukaryota, Metazoa, Chordata, Actinopteri, Syngnathiformes, Syngnathidae.